AUGCUCUGCGGAAACAGACACCCCUUGCAACGCAACCGACCCGACGACAUCAAGAUACCGUGGCACAAUGCAGUUAGACAGUAAACGGAAGAAAAUGGACUAAUUCGCCGCUUCAGACGAGGCGAGGGGUUGUUUAAGCUGUUGUCUGCGUUCCGCAUUUUUUUUCUUUCAGUUCGUCUUACUAUAACGACGCGCUAACGUUAGUUAGCUAACUACAUUACCUCUAUAGCUAGCCGUUGGAUAGCACUUCAUAAUGUGAGGCUAGCGGAGUAGCUAACAUCUACUCAAAUUUUAUGUCGCUCUUUCUUUUGAGGUCACGGUUUAGAUAAGCAGGUUCUGGACAACAGGCAGUCUGUGGGGGGCGAGGGCUCACAUGAGGAUGACUUAGCAGAACUCUGGGUGAAGUAGUUAAAUUAGAAAGGCCUCGUGUUAAAAAAACAGUAAAAGCAGCGACUGUCAGGUCGACAUCGGUUACAGAUUCACGUCUCAAGAUAGGAAACUCCAGUGUAAAAUGAGGGUCAUGGAGAGAAAUGUGAUGCGUCUGGUAGCUGUCCAACAUCUCCGCUCAGCGUUUGGGAUAAAGACAAAGAACUGGAACAAAAACAAAACAGCAAGCUGUAAGGCAACAAGCAGCAUCUCGACAAAGAUUUUCGGAGUGUCCCUGGAGAGUUUACCAUACUAUAAUAUGGAAUGUGGAAGUGUGCCAAGCUUUCUGGUUGACGCAUGUAUGGUACUGCUCGCUCAUGUCGACACAGAGGGCCUGUUCAGAAAGUCAGGAUCUGUUAUCCGUCUGAAAGCACUCAGGGCUAAAUUAGAUGCAGGAGAGGAAUGCCUGUCCUCUGCUCUUCCUUGUGAUGUGGCUGGGCUGGUCAAGCAGUUUUUCAGGGAGCUGCCAGAGCCAGUACUGUCCACAGAGCUACAGGAGGCCUUUCUGAAGGCCCAGCAGCUCCCAACACAAGAGGAGAGGACCUCUGCCACCAUGCUGCUGUCCUGUGUACUGCCUGACAGAAACCUGAGUGUGCUGCGACACUUUUUUGACUUCCUCAAUAAUGUGUCUAAGAGGAGUGUGGAAAAUAAGAUGGACAGCAGUAACUUGUCUGUAAUUUUGGCUCCCAACCUCCUUCACUGUGGUGACGGUACAGAGAAGAUAAAUGCCAACACUGAGAAACGAUUGAAGCUACAGGCUGCCAUUAUCCAGUGCUUCAUAGAGAAUGCACACAGCUUUGGUGUGUUACCACAGUUCCUUCAAGAGAAGGUUCCAGGCAUUAUGGGCUGUGAUGCAGCUGUUAUGUCCCCAACUCAUGAAGGACUGGAGGAGUUGGACUUAAAUACUGGGAUGAAGAAGAGACACAGGCGCAGCUUUGGAGAUAUGGUCAAUGGUGCUCUGAAUAUGAUAAAAACUAAUAGAACCCCCACAAAAGCCCCGCAGUCAGACAGUCUUGUCUUUUCCUCUGCAACUCCUGUGAUUGCAACACCGACCUCAAAGAGAAAGCUUCCUUUGGAGUCUGGUCACUCUUUUGGAUUCUCAAACAAGAAACGUAGAUCGGUCAAAAAGAACCUUGGCAUAGAUUUACUCCCCAAUACUUUGUUCAGUGGGACGUCCACUCCUGGAUCAGCUUACAGUGCUUCUGGGGUCUUGGACACUUCCCACAAUGCCCUAUCAUCAGCAGGAAGGACUAGAAGACAGUCGGCUACGUCUGUGAGGAGGAAGAGCCGAAGACUUAGCAGCAGACAUGCUGUUCACAGAGUUGAAUCCGGAAGAGCUGGCUGCUUUUCUCCUAAAGUCGACAAAAAAGAAGCUCCACGCAAAUCUCUGCGUCUGCGUUUCAGCCUGGGGAAAAACAGCAAAGAGGCUGGAUCUGAGUCCAUCGGCUUGCGACUUGCCACUCAGGAGAGCACCACCACUUUCUGUUUCACUAAAGAGACAGAGUUCAGUCCCUCAGUCGUGCCUGGAAAAGUAGAAUCAAAAAACUCAAAGUUCAUCAGUAAGUCUGAGGACAACCUGCUGACCCCUCAGUGUAACUCAGGAGCAUACGGUGCCUCAUGGAUUGGGGGGUCUCCAGUAGGUGGAGGGUCGUUCACUGACACCCCUAUGAACAUGCGCCUUAAGAGCACCUACGUGUCUGAGCCGGUCAUAGUGCUAUCAAAGCCUCCAGUGGUGGCAAACCUUCCUAAGAAGCUUUGCUGUGCCUCCAGCGCUGAGAGCCUGGAGAGCGAGAGCUCCAUCGCUGAAGCACAGAGCUUAACUGGCCCUACCCUGCUCAAAAUUAAGACAGCCUUCACACAGUUGAGCAGUGACCUCCAGGUUGUCGUACAGGAGCCCGUCCUCUCCACAGAAAUACAUGCAACACAACCACAAGACUGUGUCGCAGUGCCACCACCAGAGACUCCCACAGAUAAUGUUCUGUCUAUAGAUAAAGAGGCGCCCUGUUUCACCACCCAGCUUGAUCAGAACAUCACCUUCGGUCAGAUUGAAAUCGCUGCUUUGUCUCCUUUGCAUAUAGACACUGUUGAUUUCGAGUCUGGUGCGUUCAGUCCGGUAGUGAAGGGUGAUAAAGAGUCUUCGAGUCUUGCUCCCAUCAGCGGCAACAACAGCUCCACAGUGGAGGAGGUGGAGCAGCUGAACUGCAGCAGGUUGAUUGAUGCCCUGGACAUCCACAGUCCCGCUCUCUUCAAACUGGGCGUCUCAUCUGGACUGCAGUCAACUCCAUACAAGCUAGAUUUGGAGCAAAGAGAGAUUGGUACACCAGCCUGUCACAGUGUGGUACAUGAAGAAAGUGAAUCUUCCCAUGAGAUUGCUACAGAGGUCCAAGCCCAGCAGCCCCUCUCACCUCGCAGCCUGGAGAAAGAAAAGCGCCGUGUUGCAGAUCACAUUCAACACUUCAACAGGCUCACCCUUCAUUCACCCAAAGGACCAAUGGGCAAACUAAUCAGAUCACCGCUGAAGUUCCAGCGCACCCCGGUGCGGCAGACUGUUCGCAGGAUGAACUCUCUGCUUGGGGAGAGCAGGAGGCCGACGAGAAGCAUGGAGCUCACCAUCGGCCGCACCACUCAAGUGGUGAAGACGGUGAGCCUGGAGAGUGGACUCUCCCCUCACCCAGAGCUGAAGCCACUGCAGAGAGAUGUGGGACUGUCGAAAAAGAUGCCGCCUCCUGUCCCACCUAAAAAGCCAAGCACCCUGGCUCGUAAAGCUUACGCUCUGGGCGAUGUCACCAACAAAGUCCAAGCUAAGACCAAAGCAGACUUCUGUGUUUCCAAUCCAGCUACAGCUCAGAAGCCUCUGGUGCAGCAGGUCGCAGAAAAGGACAUGAACCAUUACAGAGGCUCACCUAGAAACCCUCUGGUCCAAACACGCCUGCUGUCUGCCACCAAGCCUGUCGAUUUAUAGUCCCAAACCUGACUCUAAACAUUCCUUCUCAUAUAAUCCACAUUUUCAGGGGUUUUAAUUUAUUUGUAGCUAUGCUAGGUGCUGUUUGUGUUGCGCAAGGGCCUUAAUGGGAGAUGUUCAUAUGCCUUAAGUUUGUUUUACUUCAGUGAAACAAGUUUACAAGUCAAAUAAUCAACACGUCAGCCUAUAAAAAUAUGUUCUAGACUAGUGUGCAGGCCAAAUGAUCUGAAAUGUGAAUGACGGUAUGACUGGAAAUACUUGGACUUAGACUUAGGCUUUUAUUUAUGCAUUUUAUAUCUAAUCUUAGUUGCUUUUUUAAAAAGAAAAAAAAUGUUUACUUCAGUUGAAUAUUUCUUUGAUAACAAUAUUUUCAUACUAUUUUUCUUAUGAGAAAAUAGGAAAAUGUGCACCUUUGAUUGGAUUUUAAGAAAAAAAAGCCAAGCAGUAUUGAUCAUUGUCCUUUAUAGACAGAUUGUAUGCACUGUAUUGAUUUCAAAGCAUCAACCAGUUCAAGUGCUUUACCGUGCUCUCUGCUUCACACAAAUAAAACUAA
Messenger RNA from Cheilinus undulatus (humphead wrasse), 3941 nucleotides. RefSeq names its product Rho GTPase activating protein 11A (gene arhgap11a). The record is from RefSeq and is a predicted model, not a curated record. The coding region runs from base 512 to 3388 and encodes 958 amino acids. NCBI's taxonomy places the organism in Eukaryota, Metazoa, Chordata, Actinopteri, Labriformes, Labridae. The transcript has 12 exons. Gene Ontology annotation, biological process: signal transduction.